CUCAACAUAUUUUUUCGAUCCUGAAGUCCAAAGUUAGAAUCUGACCGAGGUUUUAAUCUAAAAUUUAUUUUGAAUCAAGAAAAAUAUAAAUUUAAAAACAUGACCGAUGUAUCAUCACGUUUGGAACGUGUCAUGUCCAAUGAAAGCGACAUCAAAGUUGCUGUCGCUGCCACAUCGUUGUUACAUCAAAAAGCCAACGAUAUUCGUCAAAAAUGUAUUUCCUGGCAAUCAUAUCAUUCUUCUCAAAUGAUUUCCGAUCGUGAUUUUAAAUUCAUCACGACAUAUGAAAAAGUGACUGCCGAUAAUCGUGCUGAAUUCGUGCAGCAACAUUCAAUGGAAAUGGCAGAAACAUUUUUGACAAUGUUGUCUACGGUUUCAAAAGAUGAAACGAUCCAGUAUAUACUUUGCUUGAUUGAUGAAUUGUUCUUGGAGGAUCGAAAUCGUGUAGAAAUUUUUCACACUUAUUGCUCGAAACGUAAAGAUGCAUUAUGGAAACAUUUUUUUCCGUUGAUAUUAAGAGAUGACGAAUUCAUUCAGAAUAUGACUGCUCUUUUAAGCAAAAGCGCUUGUUGGAGUGUCAAAAAUCGGCUAGAAUCGGGCGAUCUAACUCUUUAUUUAAAUUGGCUAAUCGAACGAGUUAAAGCGAACACUGAAUAUAUUCAAACGAUUGCCCGAUGUUUGCAGUUGAUGUUACGCAUCGAUGAAUACCGCGAAGCAUUCGUUAAUCUCAAUGGGUUGACAGCCAUUUUCGAUGCAUUUGGAAAUUGUAGCAAUUUCCAAAUUCAAUAUCAGCUGAUAUUUUGUGUAUGGAUUUGUACAUUCGAUAAGAAUUUAGUACUGAAAAUGAAUCGAUACAAUGCAAUUCCAAAGCUGGCUGACAUUCUUUCUGAAUCGAUCAAAGAAAAAGUCAUUCGAAUGAUAUUGGCCACAUUUCGAAAUAUGAUCGAAAAACCUGCCGAAGAGCCUGAAAUCGCCCGUGAAAAUGCCAUUACAUUAGUCCAGUGUAAAGUUCUUAAACAUCUAGAAAUUCUUCAACAAUCUGGCCAGAAAUUUGAUGAUCCUGAUAUUAAAGAUGAUAUCGAUUUCUUGUAUCAAAAACUCCAAGAAUCAAUUCAAGAUUUAUCAUCGUUUGAUGAAUAUUCUACUGAAGUUCGGUCAGGACGACUGGAAUGGUCCCCGGUACAUACUACUGAAAAAUUUUGGCGUGAAAAUGCUGCCCGUUUAAACGAGAAAAACUAUGAAUUAUUGAAAAUAUUGAUUCGAUUAUUAGAAGCAUCUAACGAACCAAUGGUUUUGUCUGUAGCUGCACAUGAUAUCGGUGAAUAUGUUCGCCACUAUCCAAGAGGUAAAGUGGUAAUUGAAAAUCUUCAUGGCAAAGAAUUGGUCAUGCAUCUUUUGUCACAUGAAGAUGCAAACGUUCGAUAUGAAGCAUUACUAUGCGUGCAAAAAUUAAUGGUGCAAAAUUGGGAAUAUCUUGGUCGGCAAUUGGAAAAAGAAGGCAAAAAAGAUAACACCACAUCUAAAAAGAAAGAAGUAUCAGUCAAGUAGACUUUCGUCACAUUCCAUCUAUCAUGAUAUUAACCAAGAAUAUUUAAUUAAUUGUUCAUGUUCAUAAUUUGAUUAUCAAAUUCAAUUUUGUUUGUUAGUUCAUUGUUGUUCAUUCAUGUUCUAGUCUGGGUUUGUUCAAAAAAGAAAUUUUUUGAAAUUUGAA
This is a messenger RNA of Dermatophagoides farinae (American house dust mite), 1711 nucleotides long. It is a transcript of the gene VhaSFD, whose product is annotated as V-type proton ATPase subunit VhaSFD. Gene Ontology annotation, cellular component: vacuolar proton-transporting V-type ATPase, V1 domain; lysosomal membrane. Gene Ontology annotation, molecular function: proton-transporting ATPase activity, rotational mechanism; channel activity. The record is from RefSeq and is a predicted model, not a curated record. Gene Ontology annotation, biological process: proton transmembrane transport. Lineage: Eukaryota; Metazoa; Arthropoda; Arachnida; Sarcoptiformes; Pyroglyphidae.